Molecule: messenger RNA, 3860 nt
Organism: Archocentrus centrarchus (flier cichlid)
Lineage: Eukaryota; Metazoa; Chordata; Actinopteri; Cichliformes; Cichlidae
Gene: vstm4b
Product: V-set and transmembrane domain containing 4b
Cellular component (GO): membrane
Source: RefSeq, a predicted model, not a curated record
AUGUUACACUCUUCGGCUGGGGGAAAAAAAAAUGAGAAGAAGCAGAGGAGGAGGAAACCUGGGGCUUCUUUUCUUCCGAGGCAUUUAACUGGGAGUUUAUGGAGGCUGCAGCUGUGGAAAAUGAAGAUCUCCUCUGUGGUCUUUGCUCUCCUGACCCAAGCUCUGUUUGGAGAUUUGUGUUUGGCCAUCAACGCCACCAUCACUCUCCCCUUCACGGUGGCCCAGGAGGGAGAGAACAUCACACUUACUUGUGUCGUUUCCCAGCGACGUCGCAACACCGCAUUACCUGUGGUUAAAUGGACCUUUCUGCCAGCGGGCACAGAUCAACCAGAGGAUGAGCUCCUCAUCGCCCGUGUCAAUAUGAGGAAGGCCCGUUUCUAUGGCAACUACACAAAAAGUUUCACAUGGCCCAAGAUGAAGCUGACGGUGGUGAAACAGGGGAAGAUCUUUGAGCUACUUAUCUUGAACGUGUCCGAGGGGGACCGGGGGCUGUACUUGUGCAGGGUGCAGGAGUUUAAAAAGCACCAGGACCGCUGGAAGGCCUUCAACUGCACUGCUGCUACUGAGCUCAGAGUUCAUGUCCUACCGACCACCAAGGCCAAGGAAAGCCUGUGGAGCUUGUUUGAAGACGUGUACCUGUGUGCAGUGCUGAUCUGCUCAGUGGGUCUGCUGUGCAUGUGCAUGUUCACCGUGACAGUAACCUGCCAGUACAUCCAGAGGAAGCAGAGGCUUAAAGAUAAUUACCACUUGGUCAAAAGCCCGCAAAACAGCUCUGGAGAAACAGUCACCAGUGUGAUCAGUGUGUCUCCUGCUCUGCCUAAGAAGGAGAGGAGGUACAGGAAGAAAAGGAGCAGAGACUACCAAGAGGAGAUACCACCAGAGAUACCAGCAAAAGCUCCCAUUGGAGACAAAACACACAAACCCAAACUUUUAAAACCUCAACCAAGAAAAGUAGUGCUGCCGAGGAUAGUGGAGGAGAACCUGACCUACGCAGAGCUGGAUCUGGUGAAGCCAAUUCCAGAGACGAAGGCGUCACGGAGCGGCACAGUGUAUGCCCAGAUACUGUUUGAGGAACAGCAACUAUGAGAGAGACACACACACCACUAGUAUCUGUGCCUUAUGAAAAAAAAAAAAAAAACAAACAAAAAAAAGUAUUUUCUAUUUAUAGUCUGUAUUGUUUGUAUUCAAAUGGUUUGUGAAGGGAAAAUGCCUCAAAAUUAUGACAAAAUUGUACAUAUGAUUUUAUAUGAAUUAUUGUGGAACUUUUUGUGAGACCACAAUGCAAAAGGACAUUUUUGUAAUACUGGACUUUUUUUCUUCUUUUGUACCCAUGUUUGAAUCCUGGGUAGCCUAAACUGGGAACACAAUAGAAGACUUCUGUGCUGAUUUAGACCUGAUUCGUCUCUCAUGACAAUCGGAAGGGAAACUGGAGGUUUGGACUUGGAGGUGUUAGCGAGUGAAUAAUGUGCUGUGGUGUCAGGUUGACAUGAAACCUGGGAAUCUUGGGAAAUGUUGUUUCAUGCUAAGAGUUUGACAAGGUUGAUACCAAUCUCUCGUGUCAAGCAAACUUUGCUCUGUCCACCUUCAUUGUAGAAUUCAUUGGAAACAAGGUUUCGUGAUUCAUGUGUGUAACAUACACUAUUUCAUAGUUUUUAGUCACUGUAUGGGGAGAUGGGCCGGACAGGGUUUGGCCUUCUGUUUUUGCAGAGUAAUGAGCACAGAAACACCACCAGUUACUUGAGUUUUGCUGUCUUUCAGGCUGGUCCUGUUCUCUCUCUGCCUUCAGGUCUCAUUUUCUGUCUGAUUUAGCUGCUGAUCGCCAAAGGCAAGUUUUAGAAAAGCCAUUUUCACACCAUUAAACCCUCCAGCAUAUACUGGGAGUGCCCCAUUCAAACACAGUGGUGAGGUUUUCUACAGAAAGUCAUCUUGUGCAUAAGCCCAUGUUACAAAAAUUGGGAGGUACUUCACCAGCCAGGACUACACCAACAGUAAUUAUGCCACUUUUGGCUUGUGGUGCCAGGUGUUAGGGGCUACAUUUGCCAUCCAAAGACAUCUGCUAGUCCCCGAUUUUGUUCUAAAACACAUUCCUCGUUUGAGUGUGGGUCUGGCUGAGGCUCAGACCGUUCUGGCUCAAUCUCUCCAUUGUUUUCCUCUUGAGCUGAAUUUGCAAGCUUUCGCAUUUGCACGAGGACAGUGGACAUGCACGGCGUUCUGUCUUGAUCCACACUGCUGUGUUCCCUGCCAAAGCUGCAGCAGUCAGCAAGGCGCAAUGCAAAUCCAGAAUUUCUCUGCUUGCUAAUGUCACACUCAAAUGUAGCAACAUGAGUGCAGUAUCAGUCUUCUUAUCCAAGCUUUAUCCCAAAACCUCAAACUGUUCCUUUGAAUUCAUUAAUGCAAAGUGAGCAGAUUUAUGAAGGAGAGAAAAAGUAAAUUAAAGGCAUCUGUUAUUAUGAAUGUGAACCCAUAGCCCACCCUUAUCAAAUGUGAUUUACUUCCUAGUGUUCCCAGCUUUAUCUCCCUCCCAGCAUCGGUCUGCAGUCUGUUUUUGUGCAUCAAGCUGCAGUUUAGAAUGACCACAGCUCCGAGGGAAAUACUUAAGACCGCCCAAUUCUUUUCAUCUGGUGCCAACAUCAACUUAACAGGCUGUUAGCAACUCAUGCACUCACAUAUACAUACAUACAUACAAGGGUGGAGUUACAUGACGGCUAACCACCCUCACUGGCUGACAUACACAGACACACUGUAAAUUCACAAGGCUGCAAACAGUUGUGACACCUGAUCCGCGAUCGGGGUCAGGCUAAGAGCCGUGUUUCAGCUGUUUCACAUUAACGCCAGUCACGGAUUACUUUAAAUCUUGAGGUGAUUUUGCUGUUUAAGAUAAGAACCAAAGGCCAUCUUGGCCACGAUCCCACAUACCUACACUAAGGUUUCCCUGCCUUCUCAUUUUCCAUGAAUCUGAGUGUUAAAGUGCUUUGGACUUUCUUUUUUUCCAACUUAAUGAUCCUCUGGACUCAGGCAUGGAAAAGCAAAGGAGAGCUUUUUUAAACAGUGAACUUGAAACCCAGACACAAAGGCACCAGAUCCCUCCCUUCCCCCAAGACUUCCACUAUCUUAUGUCGAGUUCUCCAUGCAUAUGGAGUACUAGUCUCGCUUUUCGCCACACGCCUUCUGAACUCCAUCUCAAAGUGGCGUUUUGCUCCAUUUCCUGCAAUCAAAGGUCAGCUACGCCAGCUUUUUACCAGCAGUUUGAGAUUAGAGUCCUGGAUGGCGACUGGACAUUUAAAGAUUAAGUUGUAUGUGAUAUUCACAUUAAAAAAUUUCUAACCACUUUCUGAUAAACUGUACAGCUAGUCAGACAAACAUCCAGAGAAACUCACUUACCGGAGUCGCUGUGCCAAUUAAAAACAAUUCCUGUACGAUUUCUACCUACCACUGCAAAUGUACAACACAUUCCUGAGGCAAGCUGGUGCUUAUAGACUUGGACAUGUUUUCUUUCCUUGGCUGUAUAUUGCAUUACUAUGUAAACCACUGCUGACCUCUACUUUUGUUAGCGCUCCAAUUUUCCCAUCGCUGUCCUCUAAUGUUCGUUUCAGUUGCACAGCGAGCGUUAUCCCUGUUUAAAUGAAAUGGCUGAAAGUGACCUUUCAGCGGUGAGUGGAAGUGUCUUAAAAAUGCCCCUAGACUGUGAAAUGUAAAGUUUCUUCCAGACCACAUUGUCCUUAACAGGAGUUUGCUAACUAGAACCAUGUGUGUGAACUGUGCCUCUGUGCUCUCCCCCUCCCUCUUCCCUCUCUGCCCACCGCUGACCUCUCCAUUUCAAGCAUUUCUGCUCAUGUUCAUUUUGUACAUUUCAGCUGUAA